Messenger RNA from Stegastes partitus (bicolor damselfish), 1889 nucleotides. RefSeq names its product phospholipase D family member 4 (gene pld4). The coding region runs from base 129 to 1580 and encodes 483 amino acids. Gene Ontology annotation, molecular function: catalytic activity. The record is from RefSeq and is a predicted model, not a curated record. The transcript has 11 exons. Lineage: Eukaryota; Metazoa; Chordata; Actinopteri; Pomacentridae.
AGCAGCAGAGAUAUCGCUUCAGCUCAGUUUCGGGUGAAAGCUAGAGGGGGAAGAAUCACAUUUGUUUUGAGCUCUUACUAGAAGAAACGUGGCUGCGUCUGCUUUCUAUACUUGAAAAGGGAGGAAAAAUGAACUCUGGGUAUGAGAGCCUUCAUGACAGCUACGUUCCAAACAAAAGGAGGUCGACCAGCUGCAUAGCAUUAGCUGUGGUUUUGGGCUGUCUGACGGUCCUCGGGGUUCUGCUUGCCAUCGCCGUGCUGGAGAGACCGCCAGCCCCCAAAGACCAUGAGACGCUUCCACAGGACGCUGGUGGGAGUAACAGCUCUGUUGACCAGUGCAGUAUGACCCUUGUGGAGAGCAUUCCUCAACAUAUGAAAUUUAAAGCCAACGUAACGCUCGGGAUCCCACUGGUGGAGGCCUGGAAAGAUCUUAUCUCCGUGGCAACGCACCAAGUGGACGUGGCCUCUUUCUACUGGACGUUAACUGGGGAAGACAUCAACGUUAACUCUUCCUCUGACAAGCCUGGAAGAGACAUCCUGAAGGAACUCGGAGAGCUGCCCUCCAGGAACGUGUCCGUCCGAGUGGUGACCAGCGUUCCCACAGUCAGGACAAACUCCACCGAUUUAGAGAUCUUAAAGCAGAAAGGAGUUGAGGUGAGGAGGGUGAACUUUGGGCGCCUGACGAAAGGCGUCCUCCACAGCAAGUUCUGGAUCGUAGACAGAAAACACGUGUUUAUUGGAAGCGCCAACAUGGACUGGAGGGCUCUAACACAGGUGAAGGAACUGGGGGUGGUGGUGUACAACUGUUCCAGUCUGGCAAAGGACCUCCAUAAGAUCUUCGAGUCCUACUGGGUGAUGGGCCAGUCCAACAGCUCCCUGCCUCAGCCCUGGCCUGCCAAGUAUGACACCACCAUCAACAAACAUCACCCCCUGCUGGUGAAAGAAGACAACGUCUCCAGCAGCCUGUACCUCUCAGCGUCUCCACCCUCGUUCUGUCCUCCGUCGAGGACUCAGGACCUGGAGGCUAUCCUCUCCAUCAUCUCAGAGGCUCAGCACUUUGUUGAUGUUGCUGUCAUGGAGUAUUUCCCCAUCACACGCUUUGACCAUCCUCAGAGAUACUGGUCCGUCAUCGACGAUGCCAUCAGGACGGCGGCGUUCGAGAGGAAGGUGAAGUUCAGGAUGCUGAUCAGCUGCGGGAGAGACUCUGAUCCUGCCAUGCUGCCUUUCCUUCAGUCUCUGGCCUCCAUGGACUUUCCUCAGCGUCACGUCAGCAUCCAGAUAAAGCUGUACAUAGUGCCUGUGGGAAACCAGUCUGACAUUCCAUAUUCCAGAGUCAACCAUAAUAAAUUCAUGGUGACUGAUGAAGUCGCCUACAUCGGUACCUCCAACUGGUCAGGGGACUACUUUCUGACCACAGCUGGAGUGGGUCUGGUGAUUUCCCAGCAUGCUCCUCACCCCGCACAGCAGAAUGAAACCCUGCACAGCCAGCUCAAGGCGGUGUUUGACAGAGACUGGCACUCAGAGUUUGCUGUGCACCUCUCUGAUCUGGGCCACAAUCCAGACUGUGCAUUAUCCAGAUGACUGAAACUGUUUCACUGAAGUUACACAGAAAUGUAUUUUAUUGUCAGAGCUGUUUCAAACCACUGUAUGUUGUUGUUUGUAAUAAUUUUGAAUAUACCUUCACUAUGAAGGUUUACUGAAUUAGCCGUGUGGUUUUCAAGGAAUGACAACUGAAUAUAUUGUACAAUGAUUAAAUAUGCACCACUAAUGUACUUUAUAAUGUUAUGUUAAUUAUAUGUCGUCAUCUGUGAGAUUUUUGUAAACCAGGUCAAUAAUAAAUGAGUCACUGUGUCACUCGCUGGCUGUGACAGCAUGUGUUGAGUGCUGAAA